AUGAAGAAUCCUAUUUUUAGAGACGUGACAAAAGAAGCUAUCAAUUCUGAACUUGAUAUUUGGUGUACAAAAUGGCAAGCACAUAAAUUAGAAGCAAAAAAUGUUCUUGAAAAUGCUUUGGGAGCCUUAGAUGAGUGUCAUGAAACAGUUUUUCCUAUUAUUAGGACUAUAUUUAUAAUAAUAUGUGCUUUGCAUAUUAGUGUUGCUUCGGCUGAGCGCAGUUUUUCUACUCUAAAGAUUUAUUAA
Macrosiphum euphorbiae (potato aphid) is the source of this 246-nucleotide messenger RNA. The record is from the annotation of a GenBank genome assembly. NCBI's taxonomy places the organism in Eukaryota, Metazoa, Arthropoda, Insecta, Hemiptera, Aphididae.